Molecule: messenger RNA, 360 nt
Organism: Paramuricea clavata
Lineage: Eukaryota; Metazoa; Cnidaria; Anthozoa; Malacalcyonacea; Plexauridae
Source: the annotation of a GenBank genome assembly
CUUAAUGCAGGAUGGCAGGAUGGGGCGGUAGUGUACAAAUUGACACAAGAGUUCAUUCACAACCUUGACAAAUUGUCUGAUGAGUUCAGAGAUAAACUUUUUGGACAAUAUGAGAGUGAGGACAACAGUGACAGUGAUAGUGAUGAUGAGGAAACGUCCGUCACUCAAAAACUUUCCCAUGAAGUUCAGGAAGAAGUUCUUCAGAUGUCGAGAAGAAGAAUUAUACGCAGUAGAGCAGGUCAGAACAUUUCAUCAUAUGCUGAACUCAGUGGACAGAGGCAGAAAAGAGGUUCAAGAACACAGAGGACACAUAUGCUGGGGCAAAACACAGAUGAAAUAGUGUCAGCACUCAGAGAUUAA